CUCCGCCUGUGCUCUGCUGGCUCAGGUGCACUGACAGGCCUCUGUUCCCUUCCCAUUUACCUUAACCUUAGGCUUCUUUGCCUUCCUCUUUUCUCUCUGGCUGCCAGAGCUUGUCUCUCUGGUGGCUACUUCACGCCUGGGUAACGCAGUGAGUUGGCCUGCAGGUGCAUAAGGUGCAGGUAGCUGCCCUCCUGGCCCGGUCCUGCCCUGCCUGGAGGGACACCGUUCUGAGGCGAUGGCUGCAGGGAACGAGCGGAGCAUGAAGGCCCUGAAGGAAGUGUGGAAAAGAGCAGAGAACUCUUUGUGUGCAGACUGCGGGAAGCCAGAUCCUGACUGGGCAUCCUCUACUUUGGGUGUCUUUAUAUGCCUCAGCUGUUCAGCAAUUCACCGCAACAUCCCUAGCAUCAGCAAAGUCAAAUCCCUGAAGAUGGACUACUGGGAUGAUGCUCAGGUGCAGUUUCUGGCCAAGCAUGGGAAUGCUGUGACUAAAGCCAUAUAUGAAGCUCACAUCCCUAUUUACUAUUACCAGCCAACCUACAAUGACUGCCAAGUGCUGAGAGAACAGUGGAUACGGGCCAAAUAUGAACGCAAAGAAUUUACUGAGCCGGGAAAACAGCUCCCAUAUUCUGAUGGGGUGAAGGAAGGCAUCCUUUGGAAGCGAGGCCGAGACAACGGGCAGUUCCUACCCCGCAAGUUCCUCUUGUCUGAGAGAGAGGGAUGUCUGAAGUAUUUCACCAAGCAGGAUGCCAAAGAACCCAAAAUCAACGUUAAAAUAGAUGUAAUCAAUGCUACAUUCCAGCCAGAGAAGAUUGGGAACCCCAAUGGCCUGCAGAUCACCUAUCUCAAAGACAAUAAGACCCGGAAUAUAUUUGUCUACCAUGAAAGUGGAAAGGAGGUAGUGGACUGGUUCAAUGCCAUCCGCUCAGUGCAGUUCCAUUACCUGAAGGUGGCAUUUCCCAUUGCCAGCGAUAAUGAGAUCAAAAAUCGUCUGACCAGAAACUUCUUGAAGGAGGGAUACAUGGAGAAGACUGGUCCCAAGCAGAGAGAGGCCUUCAAGAAGCGCUGGUUCACGCUGGAUCACCGCAGGCUCAUGUACUUCAAGGAUCCUCUGGACGCCUUUGCUAAGGGUGAGGUGUUUGUGGGCAGUGGAGAGAAUGGAUAUAGUGUCCAGAAGGGAUUGCCUUCAGGGACACAGGGCAACUUCUCUUGGCACUACGGCAUCACCAUUGUCACCCCUGACCGGGAAUACCUCUUCACCUGCGAGACAGAGACUGACCAGCUGGAGUGGGUCAGAGCCUUCACUAGUGUCAUCAACCAGGCCAUGACACCACAGGAAUAUGCAAUUGAAGCCUACUUCAAGUUUAAAUCCUAGGAAGCCAUGCAGGAAUCUCACUAUGACUCAACUCUGCCUGGUCCUAUUGGGUGGCUGUCAGGACAGGAGAGGAGAUUGAUAUCAGAGAAACACAGUGCUCUUGGAGCACCCUUUGAAGCACUUUUGCCCCCAUAGGAUAUCCACUUUGUUUUGAGGGCCCGAUUAAGCUGCUUCUUUUCAAGUGCAAGAUUUUGUGCGUCUGAAUCCUCAGUACAACCUGUCCCUGUUAAAUUGCUGUCAUGUGGCUGGAUGCUGACAGGUCUUGCCUGUCAGUCAGGCCUUGAAAACUUUGGCACUUACUAUGUUGGACGUGAGACCCAGCAUCACUCCUGCAUGAAACUGCAGACAGGCACCCACCUGAUGCAAGAAAAGAGCUGCCUGGCUGGAGCCAGGCACCACAGCGGGUUACAGGGACUGCUGGACUAAAAGAGCCUGUUCCUUUACAAGAAAUACCAUAUCUGUGGGUGACAGAGAUGUGAAACAUCUAGAUAUUUGACCAGUUAGUGCAGUGGUUGAGAAAGGUCACUUAAAACAUGUAACCUAAACAGCCAAAUGUGAGGCUUGUUUCCUUCCGCCAUGUAUGGGCUUGAAGCUUCUUCAGAUGACAUUUGUGUGCUGACCUUCCACCAAAUGCUUCAGAGAAGAUUAAGAGAUCAUAUAAAAAAUAAUGUGGAUAUACAUUUGUGUAUGUGGAUAAUGUGUGCAUGCACACACAUAACAAAAAGUGAUAGAGGUAGAAUACUGCCCUAGGGAAGAUACUGUGAGGGAUUUUCAUGCCACUGAAGAUCAGCUGCCCAGCUUGAGUCUCUAUCAGACCAAUGAAGAGGGGUUGGGUCUUGCAGAGGAGCUGAUAACUUGUAUAGAGUUCAGAGUCUGCUGUCUCUACUAGAGCCUAGGGUUGAUGCUGAAUAUGGUAAUACACGGAUCUCUUCUCUCCCAUUCCCUGUAUGUCAAGGGCCUGGCACUUUCAUUCUGACCUGCACAUUGCAUAUGUUUAUCUUGUCCAUCACACAUACAUAUCUGUAUGUUCAUGUUCUCUUAGUAAGAGUUAGCCUAAAACACAAAAUCAACCCAUGAUUCAUGUCUUAAAGCUCAUCUCUUGAAGCUUUCUUGGGAGAGCUGUGCUACACAUGCUGGGAGGAGUAGCUGAGUUCUGCUGGUGACUGUAGUAUCUGAUGUGUUUGCAGUUUUAUCAGGCAGUGUGAGAGAAGGUGUCUCAUGUGUUAAGGGGAGCUAACUGGAAUUAAUGAGAAAACCAGUAUUUUAAUUAGCUCCUAAAGAAAUAAUUUAAAAAUAUCAUUGUAAUUUAUUUUAAUGUCUUAAAUUAGCUGACAUGUUAACUGCUGAGGUAUGAGGUUGUUUCUUGGGAAAAAGUACAGACGAUCAAACAAAAAGCCAUAGCUGUUCAUUGUAUUUCCUGAGGCAUGUGGACUGUGAUUGUUCCCAUCAGAGCCAAAUGGGCAGACUCACGGUGCCCCUCUGCUUCUCUGGGGACCCCACUCUGUGCCAAGACCACCACAGUCUGUUGGGAGCAUCAGCUUUCUGGAUGAGUAGAAGCAUCUCUCACCCUACUACCAUGGUGCAAUGGAAAUAUCCACCUAAAAGUAUAUUUUCACUGCAUUUUGCUGAUCUCUCCUAGUUUGGAGCAUGAUUUUCCUGAAAACCAAAGGUCAUUGCACAGUGAGGGGAGUGCUGAUGGGAUGCCCCCUCUUCCUCCUGUUUGCUGCUGAAUUACCACUGCUGGAUAUGAGCAGAGGCAUUUGACUCAGCCACUAUGAAGCUAUGUGUCUGUCUCUACAUCUGUCUCUGCUUAGCAAAUUCUGUCCCACCGUGUCUUCCUUGAGACGAGGAGGCUCAGCUGUGAGUGAGGAGAGGGCCGGGUAGCUUCGGGUGCGGGUGUCAUGUGCUGGUGCCUCGCUAGAAGGCGGUGGUGCCAAGCAAUGGGCUGGUGCUCCCUGCUCUGCCCGGGGCAGCUUCCCGGGGCUGCGAGGGGAGGAGGGGGAAAGCUCAGAGGAGGAGAAUGGUUUUGUGGAGAGGAAGGAAAAACGGAGUCUAAAAUAUCCAGUCCUUUGUGUCUCUAGGAGCUUGCUGCUGACCUGUGGGCAAAGGUGGAAAAGGGCGAGGACAGACAAUGUGAGAGGUGGUGGACCUGCUUGCAAACUGGGGACAAUAUCCAGAACACCCAAACCUCAAAGGGCCCUGAUGUGCUUGGGAGGGAGUGUGGGACAGGUUCUUUCAGUCUGGCUUGGCUGGGGAGAGCUGUGUGGCUGUUCCCUGCCUAUUGCACUUCCAGGGCUGGCCCCUGUUUCCUUUCUAAAGCCACAGCAUGAUGCUUUCUACCCUCCCUGCCAUAUUAUGGAGUCUUGUCUCUCAGUUGUCUUGUCCCAAAUGAGGACAACUGUACAAGGAGAAAUGGGAUAAAGAAAGGGAAAUAAGAACAAGAAGGAAGACGGAGCAGGAUAAAGGAAGAUAUGGGGGAAGAAAGCAUGUCUGCCAGAAAGAGAAGGGAGCCAGUGGGGCUCCUCAGCUAGGGGCUAAAAGCCCAGUAUAAAUUUGGAACUGUAUUCACACCGGUGUGUGAAGCUGUGAGUCAGGCACAUUCCUCCAUGCAGUGGUCAAGGCAGCUCUCAGGGGGUUGGCUCAGCAAGCAGAGCCCACCUCUCCAAAGUCUGUCUGAGCUGAGCUGACAGACUUAGGAGCAGAAAUCUACUUGUUCGUCCACUGUUUCUGCGGGCCCAGCAAACUCUGGAGAAGCAACAAAGCUAGCAAAGAAAAGAGACCUUUCCUCCUGGCUGGCAGAGGUUACCUUGCAUAUAUUGGUCUUGAAGGAAAAGGCAGUGUCCCUUUCUUGGCUCUUCCAUGGUUAAGGAAAACAACCAGACAGAGCUUGUGAUGGACAACAUCAGCAAAAUGGACUGGGCAGCUGGAGGUGAGGAAUAGACUUCUCUGGAGCACCCUGUCUGUGUCUGAUGAACUCUCCCCAUUCUUCCCUUGGCUGCUUUGCUGUUAAGGAUAGUUGUGUCCAGUACAGCAAGGGUGGAAGGCAGGAGGAAGGAACAGGUCUCUGAGAGC
This is a messenger RNA of Zonotrichia albicollis (white-throated sparrow), 4444 nucleotides long. Its product is annotated as arf-GAP with dual PH domain-containing protein 1. Lineage: Eukaryota; Metazoa; Chordata; Aves; Passeriformes; Passerellidae. The record is from RefSeq and is a predicted model, not a curated record. Gene Ontology annotation, biological process: positive regulation of GTPase activity. Gene Ontology annotation, molecular function: GTPase activator activity; phosphatidylinositol-3,4,5-trisphosphate binding; phosphatidylinositol bisphosphate binding. Gene Ontology annotation, cellular component: cytoplasm; intracellular membrane-bounded organelle; plasma membrane.